Messenger RNA from Drosophila persimilis, 2136 nucleotides. It is a transcript of the gene HBS1, whose product is annotated as HBS1-like protein. Gene Ontology annotation, biological process: translation. The coding region runs from base 80 to 2029 and encodes 649 amino acids. NCBI's taxonomy places the organism in Eukaryota, Metazoa, Arthropoda, Insecta, Diptera, Drosophilidae. Gene Ontology annotation, molecular function: GTPase activity; GTP binding. The transcript is spliced from 2 exons. The record is from RefSeq and is a predicted model, not a curated record.
CAUUCUUUCGAUGAAAUUAAUUUUAAUUAAAAAAAAAUUGUGAAAUAGUGAGCGACUGUUAAAUAGAAGGCCCGCCAAGAUGUCGCGCCACAGGAUUGUUCGGACGAUGGAUUACAAAGACGAAUACGAUGAUGCCCAACAAUGGCUGUACGACCGGGAGCGCGGCAGGCAGAGCAUCUCCACCUUCAUUAGCAAGAACAAAGACAUCAAGGAGGAAGGAGAGCACGACGAGGACGCCGAGGACGAGGCCUACGAGAAGGCCAGACGCGACUCGGAGAGCUUCCAGAUGCCCGAACUGAACGAAAUGGACCAGGCCAAGCUGAGUUCCUGCGUGGACGAGGUGCGGAGUGUGGUGGGCGACACUGUGUCCGAGCGCCGCAUUGUGGAGACCUCCAUGAAAUUUGACUACGACAUACAGAAGAUUUUGGACGAGAUCCUAAACGGAGAGACAAAGAAGUCGGCGAAACCUACGCUCCGACCGAAGGUGCCUGUCCCCAUUGCAGCCACUACAGUGAAGUCUGCCAGCAAGCCCCCGCCCCCGGCAAAAAUCAGCCUAAAGGAGCCGCGGCGUGGCUUUGAAAUAGCUUCUCCCAAGUUACCGUCCUCCCCUGUAGUCUCUGGCAGGAAUUCCCCCGUCGAGGUGGGAGAAGGCGAUUUGUCCCGCACUUCCGCCAGCCUCUUUAAGGUCUCUAAGGACCAGUCCCAACGCAAUGCCCAGCAACUGUACGAGAAGGAGCGAGCCGACCAAAAGAGCCACAUCCACAUGAUCGUCAUCGGCCAUGUAGAUGCGGGAAAGAGCACCCUGAUGGGCCACUUACUCUACGACACAGGAAACGUCUCGCAGCGCGUGAUGCACAAGCACGAGCAAGAGUCCAAGAAGCUUGGGAAGCAGAGCUUCAUGUACGCCUGGGUUCUGGACGAGACCGGCGAGGAGCGUGCCCGAGGUAUUACCAUGGACGUGGGGCAGUCUCGCAUCGAGACAAAGACAAAGAUUGUGACUCUGCUAGAUGCGCCUGGCCACAAGGAUUUCAUACCCAACAUGAUCUCCGGUGCCACACAGGCGGAUGUGGCCCUCCUAGUGGUGGAUGCCACGCGGGGCGAAUUCGAAUCCGGCUUUGAGCUGGGUGGACAGACGCGCGAGCAUGCCAUCCUGGUACGAUCCCUGGGUGUAAACCAGCUGGGCGUGGUUAUCAACAAGCUGGACACUGUUGGCUGGUCCCAGCAGCGAUUCACGGAGAUUGUCACCAAACUAAAGUCCUUCCUUAAACAGGCGGGCUUCAAGGAGUCGGACGUAAGCUUCACGCCCUGCUCUGGCCUGACCGGCGAGAAUCUCACCAAGACAGCCCAGGAGGCCGCACUCACCAGCUGGUACAGUGGUCGCCACCUGCUGGACGUGAUUGAGAAUUUCAAGAUACCGGAGCGGGCCAUCGACAGACCGCUGCGGAUGUCAGUCUCGGAUAUCUACAAGGGCACUGGUUCUGGAUUCUGCAUUUCUGGACGAGUUGAGACUGGUAUGAUCUGCGUGAAUGAUAAGGUGCUGGUCGGCGCAAGCAGGGAGCAGGCGCAGGUCAAGUCCCUGACCAUGGAUGAGUUCACCCAGACGAGCGUCUUUGCUGGCGAUCAGAUUUCGGUGACGCUGGCCGGCGUGGAUAUCAACAACAUAACCGUCGGCUGCAUCAUCAGUGACCCACAGACACCUAUUCCCGUGACCACACGCUUCCAGGCCCGCAUCAUCGUCUUCAGUGUCAAGGUGCCCAUUACCAUGGGGUAUCCGGUGCUGCUCCACCACCAGUCGCUCAUCGAGCCGGCUGUUGUUUGCAAACUGACGGCAUCCAUACACAAGAGCACCGGCGAGGUGGUAAAGAAGAAGCCGCGUUGCCUAGGCAGCAACUCGUGUGCCCUGGUCGAAUUGGAGACGAGUCGCCCCAUCUGCAUAGAGCGGUACGCCGACUUCAAGGAACUGGGUCGCAUCAUGUUGAGGGUGGCUGGUGUCACGAUUGCUGCUGGAAUGGUCACAAAGAUACGCUGAGCUGAGGGGGCUGCUGAAAUUUCUAAAUUUUAGUUACAAAUUUUUUUGUUUUGCUAAAUAUAAAACAAACAGUAGAACCAGUUCUAAAAGACGUUGGAGCAGUGGAA